Messenger RNA from Schizophyllum commune H4-8, 1442 nucleotides. RefSeq lists its product as uncharacterized. The record is from RefSeq and is a predicted model, not a curated record. Bases 436 to 1209 code for a protein of 257 amino acids. NCBI's taxonomy places the organism in Eukaryota, Fungi, Basidiomycota, Agaricomycetes, Agaricales, Schizophyllaceae. The transcript is spliced from 6 exons.
GAUCAAGUGACCCGAUGGUUCUCAAGACCCGCUUCACAUUCAAUUGGUCGCGAUAAGCGCCUGUUGCUAUGCUAGCGAGUUCGGUUUUGCGGGAUAGUGGCGUUCGUUGCAUAGAUCCGACUGGGACCUGAAGCUCUCCUUGGAUCGCGAACGUCCUUGAUAAUUUCUAAUUGCCUUGCACGAUGGCGGGAGGGCUGUACCGACUCGCGAGCGCUGCGGUACGCCAGGAGCGUGCAGUACACGUGCACGGUCCAUGGUGGGGACGGCGACCCGGGAUUAAAAUCUUCACCGUGCAAACCAUUUCUCGCUCUUUCUUCACCCCCUCAUCAUCUCAGGUCUAGUCUCCCGCCCCUCUCUGGGACAGCUCGUGCUCGGUCGAUAUCGACGCUACCCAGGCCCCAAGACUUCUAUUCGCUGUCCACAGCGACCUCGAGCAUGGAGCAGAAGCGGCGCAAGGGGAUAACGUGUUCCGACGACCUCGCGUCCAGUGUAAGGGAUCUAGCUAGGAUUAUGGUGUCCAUCCUGGCGGGCUUGACAGCAGCGCCUCGCUCAAGUUGCGCGACGAGGAUCCUGGAACCGCUGCGGGAAGCGUCUAAGCAUCUAAUCCCGAUCCUUGAGACGCUCGAUAUCUUCGUCGCCUGGCUUCGCGAUAGUCAGGCGCAGGGUAUCAGCGCUCCGCAUAGUGGGUCACAAUUGUUCCCCUCGGAAUUCCAUCAUCUGACGCGCGCGCUUGCACAAGAUCCCUCAAAAAUCACUGGCGACACGAACAUCGACGGCAUGAGAAUGGACGACCUCCUCGUGGAACUGCGCAAGUUGUUCAAGACCGUGAAGUACGACUUCGAAAACCUUCGAUGGCAUAUCUGCACGCCGACGGGUCCCCGAAGCCUCCUCUGCCAGCAUCUACACGGCGUCCCCCGCAUUGUCGCCACCCUCUCCUCCCUCAUCCCUCGCAGGGCCCGGUCGCCCGCGGACGAGGCGAUCAUGGACCUCAGCCGCGACUUCUGCGCCCGGUUCGCCCAUUUUGGCGCAUGGUGUAGCGGUCUCCUCCGCCGGUUGCAGAGCGUCGUGGACGCUUGCCGUUGCACGGGCCCAGCGCUAGAUUGGGAGGAGGAGGGGAAGGUGCGGCUGGACCUCCAGAUGUUGCUCAGUGUCGACCCCAUGGCCCGCUUUCGCGAGGCCGAGGAAGCCGUUGAUCGCCCAACGACAUGAACGUCACUGACGCUGACGGGCCAGCCAUCUGUCUCAGCGGAACCGCUCGGCUCUCCGCCAGGAGGCGUCGCCUGUUGUCGCGUGAAGGCACAUCCUGUACAUCCUCCGUCGCCCUGGUGGUAAUUGAGCAUCGUCUCCCUAGAAAACCGUUAGUACACAAGGACAAUGAAGAUCCGUCAUGCCUCGCGUACUUGUGGGGAUUAUGGCCUGUAUCGUUAUGUCUCUCAGGAAAG